CUCCAUCCUCCAACCACCCGCUCGCCUGUCCAACAAUCCUUCACCUCCUCCCCAUCUCCUCGUAUGCUUAUGCGGGCUGCGAGGGUUGGUGUCUUCCUCAGCUCUAGCACUGCUCACAGGCCGCCUUUUGGGUCGAUAUUCCCAGCAAAAAGGAUUGGCAUCCAUGCGCGCAGGCUCAUGACGAAGAUGGAGGGCGAUGAUGCGCCGGCCUCAAUCACCGCCGCGCCGCUCAGAGACCAGCUUGUGCAGUAUGACGGAAAGAUCCUGAAGACAGUGCAGGAGGGGAAGGCGUAUAUCCUCGUGCCUCCAAAUGCACGCACAUCCCUCGACCCUCAAGCCAAUGCGAAAGCAGACGACAGUGGCCAAGUACAAAACGUCUUCUACAACCCCAUCCAGCAGUUCAAUCGCGACCUGAGCGUCCUUGCUAUCAACGCCUUUGCCGAAGAUGCAUGCGAGAGAAAGAAGCUGGCGCAUGCAGCGCUACGAUCAAAAAAGGGGGAUAAAAGAGAGCGGAAGAGGAAGAGGGAAGAGUCGAAGCAGGAGGCACAGGCGGGGGAGCAAGAGACCGUGAAAGUGCGCAAGACUGCCGAUGAUUCAGCGACGAGUGAACAAAAUGGAGCAUCCGGGGUGGAGGCGCAUACAGAGCAUGUCCGCGCUGUGGCUCAACCUGAGGCAGCAGAGAUGCCAGACGAAAAGAAUCUGGAUGCCGGAGAGCAUACUGCGAAUGGCAAGAUAGAGCCCUCUGCCACAGGAACUGCCUCUAUCCCUAAAGCAUCCGACUGGAAACCGCGAUUCCGGAUUCUAGACGCCCUUUCGGCAACGGGACUGAGAGCUCUUCGAUACGCAAGCGAGGUCCCCUACGUGACCGCAGUGGUAGCCAACGAUCGGGAUGCAAACGCGGUCAAAAACAUCGACCUCAACGUCCAGCAUAACCGCCUCACUGAUCUCAUCACCACAACCACGGGCGAUGCUCUCCGCCACAUGUAUGGCGUUGCCUUCCCUCCCACCCACACCCAUGGCCCGCAACAUAUCAGCGGCAAAUACGACGUCAUCGACCUCGAUCCCUAUGGCACCGCGGCACCCUUCAUCGACGCUGCCCUUCAAGCACUGGAGGACGGUGGCAUGCUUUGUGUCACAUGCACGGAUUCCGGCGUGUUCGCCUCAUGCGGCUACUCGGAAAAGACCUUCUCACUGUACGGGGGCAUGCCGAUCAAGGGCUCCCACUCGCACGAAGGCGGGCUCAGGCUGAUUAUUCACUCCGUUGCUACCAGUGCCGCAAAGUACGGCAUCGCCAUUGAGCCGCUUCUCUCCUUGAGCAUCGACUAUUACGUUCGCAUCUUUAUUCGCAUUCGGAAGAGUGCGCAAGAAGUCAAGUUCCUCGCCGGCAAGACUAUGCUCGUCUACGGCUGCGACCAUGGGUGUGGUGCAUGGAGCACGCAGUUCAUCGGCCGACACACACAGCAACCUGGCAACGGCAAGCAGACGAACUGGAAAUAUUCGAUUGCCCAAGCACCGAGCGCGAACCAACUCUGCGAACACUGUGGGAGUAAGACGCAUCUUGCAGGCCCCAUGUGGGGAGGUCCUUUACAUAAUGCUGCCUUCAUCGAGAAGAUCCUCCACAGUCUGGACAGCGUGGAUGGCGAACUCUACCAGACAAAGGCUCGAGUGGAGGGCAUGCUCGAUACGGCGCUGGAUGAGCUCAGCGUCAGCUCUCCUCCCAUCGAGGCCCAGCCUCACACGGCGAGUACCAGAAGGGAGGACAGUCUGUUGAUCCCGCCCACUCCGCCGGAGACACGGGACCUGCAUCCCUUCUUCUUCAUCCCCUCUGCCCUCGUGAAAGUCAUCAAAGCCCAAGCUCCGGCCGAGAAUCUGCUCAAAGGCGCUCUGAGACAUGCAGGUUACCGGGCCACGAGGAGCCACUGCAAGCCCGGGAGCGUCAAGACUGACGCGCCGUGGACCGUGAUUUGGGAGGUACUGCGGGAGUGGGUUAGACAACGCGCUCCCGUCAAGGAGGGCUCGGUCAAGGAAGGAACACCGGGGUGGAAGAUUCUGCAGCAGAAGCGGGAGGAUGGAGAGGGUGAAAGUGGCGAGAUCGAAGGAAGCAAUUCGGAUCCACCAACAAAGCGCUUGAAGGUGGUAUUCGAUGAGAAUCUGGGAAAGGACAAGCCUGGCAAGCGAUUGAUUCGAUAUCAGAUGAACCCUCGCGAGAACUGGGGUCCGAUGAGCAAAGCAAAGGGACAUGCGUAGACACGCAGGAGAGCACU
This is a messenger RNA of Neohortaea acidophila, 2264 nucleotides long. RefSeq names its product S-adenosyl-L-methionine-dependent methyltransferase. The transcript has 2 exons. The record is from RefSeq and is a predicted model, not a curated record. Gene Ontology annotation, cellular component: nucleus. Gene Ontology annotation, biological process: tRNA N2-guanine methylation. NCBI's taxonomy places the organism in Eukaryota, Fungi, Ascomycota, Dothideomycetes, Mycosphaerellales, Teratosphaeriaceae. The coding region runs from base 64 to 2247 and encodes 727 amino acids. Gene Ontology annotation, molecular function: RNA binding.